Molecule: messenger RNA, 925 nt
Organism: Ricinus communis (castor bean)
Lineage: Eukaryota; Viridiplantae; Streptophyta; Magnoliopsida; Malpighiales; Euphorbiaceae
Exons: 1
Coding region: 170-694 (174 amino acids)
Source: RefSeq, a predicted model, not a curated record
UCGUUCUGUUUCAUCAACAGAAAUUCUGCUUUCUCUUUUUAAUCACACUAGGCGACAACCUAAGACUAAAAAUCUUAAUAAUAGAAACUAAUAAUAAUAACUGAUCACUUUCUCUGAUAUUUCUGUUGUCUGAAAUUCCUUCUCUUCUCUAUGCAAACCAAAGCUGUCAAUGAUCAUGGAAAAACCAUCGUCGACAUUAACAAAAACAGACACAGACAAUGUCGAAGUAACCUCAACUUUUCUCUUACACAACGGAUUCAUCAACAAUAACAUCCCAUCUCUUAAUCAUCAUCACCAGUAUCAGAUUUCAGAUAUGGAAAGGAUAUCUGUAAAGUCAGCAACGUACACAAGCUUAAAAGACCUAUUACCCGUCUCUCCUCUGUCAAUCACUUCAACAUCACACAACGCUAGCUGGAACGAAAUACCCAUCAAGAAUCCGCUCGUUAAACAGGCUGCGUUGGCUUACUUGCAGCCUAUGUCGACUCCACCUAUUGCUGGGGGUAAAGGGUUGUUUCUAAGAAGAUUGAGAGAUCUCAUCUGUUGUAGAGAAUGCGGUUGCUUUGGCUGGUUCAACGAUUUAGUAUUCAAGUCUUUUAGCGAAGCUUUCUUGGAACAAAGAAGAAGAGAAGAGUCAUCAGAUGACGAUGACGACGACGACGACGAGGAAGAAGAAGAAGAUGAACAUAAUGGUUGACUAUGAUGGCGGGACAAUGUUGUUAUCUUUUUAGGUUUCAUUUUGACUGGUAGAUAGAAUAGAACUGAAAGAGAGAGAUGGUGGCACAAUUUGUAAAUUCGGAUUCUUUCAAUAUUUUUUUUUUUGGUUCCCAAUUUAAGAUUUUGACACAUAUUUCUUUCUUUCUUUGUUUACAUACCUUUUACUUUUUUUUUUUUUUGAGAGGAUAGUUAUUAUUAUUAUUAUUAUUAU